This is a messenger RNA of Habropoda laboriosa, 805 nucleotides long. Its product is annotated as ninjurin-1. Gene Ontology annotation, cellular component: membrane. Bases 116 to 805 code for a protein of 229 amino acids. Gene Ontology annotation, biological process: tissue regeneration; cell adhesion. The record is from RefSeq and is a predicted model, not a curated record. Lineage: Eukaryota; Metazoa; Arthropoda; Insecta; Hymenoptera; Apidae. The transcript has a single exon.
AGAAGAAAUAAAGAAGUUGUUUUUUUUUCUCGAGAAGAGCCUACCGGUGUGUCUUUCAGUGAAUAAAGUGAAUUAUUUGAAAAGUACAAGUGGUAUCCCUUGGUGUCACUGAACUAUGAUUCAACCGAAAGACGAUAAUGAGGAAAUCAUUUACAUGGACGACGUUGCCGACGAUGCAUUGAAACCAUUGACAAGCCAACCGCUAGAAACGAUCAGGAUUGAACCACGUUUGGGCUCGAUGCUCGAGACAGACAAUACCAAUAAUCCAAAACCAACUUCUGGUCCCGAGAUAGACGACCUUGAACCUGACGAGAAACCUUCGAUAGGGUUCGAUAUACGAGGAAUCGAUGAUGGCCUCCUGCCAAGUGCACCGCGAACACCGGAAGUUUCGAGUUUUCCCGACAGCAGAAUGCCAGUGCCAUUCUUUCCAGUGCCACCUCUUGAAUCGAUACCUGACGUGAACGUCUAUCAACACAAGAAGACACUUGCUCAAGGGAUGAUGGAUUUGGCUCUUCUAUCCGCUAAUGCGAAUCAAUUACGUUACGUCCUACAGACUGACGGAGGCCAUCCAUAUUACUAUCCGUCUUUAGUGAUGAUAGGUGCCAGUUUAUUCUUGCAAAUAGCUGUGGGAAUAGGAUUAAUUUGGAAUAGUAGGUACAAUGUGAAGGAUGAUGCACAAAUGUGCAAGGCUGAGAAGGCUAAUAAUUUGACAGUGAUAGGUAUAUUUCUAGUGACAAUUUUGAACGUUUUUAUCUCGUCGUUUGGCGUCGUUGAUCAAGUAACGACGAUACCUGCACCAACUUAG